This is a messenger RNA of Oncorhynchus masou masou (cherry salmon), 1182 nucleotides long. Its product is annotated as prolactin-releasing peptide receptor-like. Gene Ontology annotation, cellular component: plasma membrane; neuron projection. Lineage: Eukaryota; Metazoa; Chordata; Actinopteri; Salmoniformes; Salmonidae. Gene Ontology annotation, molecular function: neuropeptide Y receptor activity; neuropeptide binding. The coding region runs from base 16 to 1182 and encodes 388 amino acids. Gene Ontology annotation, biological process: G protein-coupled receptor signaling pathway. The record is from RefSeq and is a predicted model, not a curated record. The transcript has 2 exons.
UAGCAGUGUACUGAGAUGGAUCCCAUCCUGGAGGAGGUCCUGAGUGGGGCCAACACUACUGGAGGCCCCUCCCUGAACCACAGCAACAACCCCCUGGACGUGUUCUCUGGCAUGCAGCUGCUGCUGCGCUUCAAGCCCCUCUUCCUGCCCCUCUACUGCCUUCUGGUGGCCGUGGCCGGCAUAGGCAACUCCAUCCUGCUGGCCUGUAUCCUGGCCGACAAGAAGCUCCACAAUGCCACCAACUUCUUCAUCGGUAACCUGGCGGCCGGCGACCUGCUGAUGUGUCUGACCUGUGUCCCUCUGACCGCCUCGUACGCCUUCGACAGCCGCGGCUGGGCCUUCGGACGCCCUCUCUGCCACCUGGUGCCGCUGCUGCAGGCCGCCACCGUCUUCGCCUCGGUGCUGUCCCUCACGGCCAUCGCCGUGGACCGCUACGUGGUGGUGGCCCACCCAGUGAGGAGGAGGAUCUCUGUCGAGGGCUGUGGCGCGGUGGCUCUGGGGGUGUGGGGGUUGUCUCUGGCCCUGGCUGCCCCUCCCUCCCUCCACACGCGCUACCUGGACCUGAGGCCCCGUGGGGUGGAGCUGGUGGUGUGUGAGGAGUUCUGGCCAAGCUCUGGCCAGCUCAGGCUGCUCUACUCCUGCUGUAUCCUGGUAGCCUCCUACAUGAUCCCUCUGCUGUCAGUCAGCGUAUCCUACUGUGCCAUCACAGUGCACCUGAGACGCCACACGCUGCCCGGAGAGCCCUCACACUGCCAGCAGCGCUGGAGCCAGAGGAGGAGGAAAACCUUCUCUCUCCUGGUGGCCUCUGUGCUUGCCUUUGCCCUCUGCUGGCUUCCCCUGCAGGUGCUGAACCUGCUGCUGGACCUGGACCCAGACUACCACAUUGUGGACAAGCGCUAUGUCAAUGUGCUGCAGGUGUGCUGCCACCUGGUGGCCAUGAGCUCCGCCUGCUACAACCCCUUCAUCUACGCCUCCCUGCACAGUAAGGUCUGGCUGCACCUCAAGGGCUACCUGUGCCCUUACUGCCGCCAGGAGCCCCCAGGGGGCCAGCUCCUCUCCCGCUCCACCUCCCGGAACCCGGCCACCUGCCUCAGCCUGCUCUCUGAGGUCUCCGCCCCCGCCAAGGAGACCCCGGGAGCCGUCGGUCCUGAGUCCGACCCCACCAAUGACAGCACCCUCUGA